AAUAGUUUUGUAGGAGUACAUAUUUUGUGACACAAAGAAUCUUAGAUUGGUCGACGAUUUCACCGUCGAUCUGCUUCUAGUCUAGUUCCGGCCACACAAGCUAUGUACAUAUCGGAAAAACCUCAGCCCAUCGACUUCUACAAAGAUGCAGCGUCCGCCGCCCCCGACCACCACCGGGAGGUAAUCAUGGAAGUCGCCGCCGACGCUAAUGUCCCGCUCCCACCCAACCAUCGCCCGCCACUUCUCCUUCCUAGCGUCGGAAACGGCGGGGACACCACCAGUAGCGGCGGAGAGGACAACGCCGCCCUGAACCCGUCGCCUGAACUGAGGGCUCCCAAGAAACGGGCGGAGACAUGGGUUCUGGACGAGACCCUAGCGCUAAUCAGUCUCCGGAGGGAAAUCGACUCUCUCUUCAACACCUCCAAAUCGAACAGACACCUCUGGGAUCGGAUCUCCAUGAAGAUGAGGGAGAAGGGAUUCGAUCGGUCGCCGACCAUGUGCACUGAUAAGUGGAGGAACUUGCUCAAGGAAUUCAAGAAGGCCAAGCAGAACCACGAUCGAAAUGGGUCCGCUAAGAUGUCCUGUUACAAAGAGAUUGAGGAAAUUCUUAUUGACAGAAACAAGAAUGGUGGUGUCCAUAAGAGCCCUUCUGCUCCCAAAGUUGAUUCCUUUAUGCACUUCACUGAAAAGGGCCUAGAUGAUGCCAAUAUUACAUUCGGACCAGUUGAAGGUGUUUGUACAGACAGUGGCAGGCCAACUCUCAACCUUGAACGGCGUUUAGAUCAUGACGGGCAUCCUCUGGCCAUUGCCGCCGAUGCUGUUACAGCCAGCGGUGUUUCGCCUUGGAAUUGGAGAGGAACUCCUGGAAAUGGUGAUCAAGGCAAUGUCUUUGAGGGCAGAGUGAUUUCAGUGAGGUGGGUGGAUUACACCAAGAGAAUCGGGAUUGAUGGAACCGCAGAGGCCAUUAAAGAAGCGAUCAAAUCUACUUUUGGAUUGAGGACAAAGCGCGCCUUCUGGCUGGAAGAUGAAGACAAUAUAGUCCGAGCACUAGACCGAGAUAUGCCUUUAGGGAACUACACUUUGCAUGUUGAUGAAGGUCUAACUAUAAAAAUAUGUUUGUACGAGGACACGGAGGACGUGGCAUUUUCUACAGAAGAAAAGACGUUCUACAAUGAGGACGACUUCCGUGAAUUCUUGUCGCGCCGUGGGUGGAGAUGUCUACGAGACAAUUACCGGAAUAUCGAUAGCAUGGAUGAGCUUUGCCCCGGUGCUCUAUACCGUGGCGUGCAUUAACUUUUGUACUUACUUUUACUGUCUUGUUAUACAAUGUGGUGUAUAUAUAUGUUACAUGCAUACACUUUGGCCUGGUGUCAUCCAGAUUGUAGCUGUUAGUGUCACUCAGGUGUUUAGGGGGGAAAAUGUUUAGUGAGAUGUUUGUGUCGCCUUUUGGGGUUUCAAUGUAAAAAAGCUGUCUCUAAAAAGUUAUCCUAAAGAGCUGUUCAUUCAUGAUUUGUUUGAGAACAUUGUUUAUGAUUGCCUUUUGGGGUUUCAAUGUAAAAAAGCUGUCUCUAAAAA
Cuscuta campestris is the source of this 1575-nucleotide messenger RNA. The record is from the annotation of a GenBank genome assembly. Lineage: Eukaryota; Viridiplantae; Streptophyta; Magnoliopsida; Solanales; Convolvulaceae.